This is a messenger RNA of Cucumis melo (muskmelon), 3049 nucleotides long. RefSeq names its product F-box protein CPR1-like. Gene Ontology annotation, molecular function: protein binding. The record is from RefSeq and is a predicted model, not a curated record. NCBI's taxonomy places the organism in Eukaryota, Viridiplantae, Streptophyta, Magnoliopsida, Cucurbitales, Cucurbitaceae. Bases 286 to 1425 code for a protein of 379 amino acids. The transcript is spliced from 2 exons.
AUGAAUUUUUUAAUGAAAAAUGUGAGUACACAAUAAUAAACCUAUUUAAUUAUUGAUCCGUUUUUUUUACUAUCCUAACCUAAUUCUCCUAAGCUAAUUCUCCCAAAGUACUCUGCGAGGGCAGGACAUCAAUCAAUCGUCGACCAUCCGGAGCCCUCCUGUUCGUUUUUGCCGCUUGUUUUCGCUUCAUAAUUUGUAUCUCUGUUCACCUUCUUCACCAAAAUCGCCGUGAAUUUUUCUUCAGCAAUUUACAGGUCUCCCUCAAUUCUUUGAUUGUUCCUAGCAAUGUCAGGUUAUCUUCCACACGAAGUCUUAUUUAACAUUUUUCUAAAUCUUCCUCCAAAAACCCUUAUCCUCUGUUCAUGCGUCUCAAAAUCAUGGCGCUCUGUCAUCGCUAAUCCAAGUUUCAUCAGCACCCAUCGCAACCAAUCUUUAACCUGCAACAGGAAACUCCUGAUUCUCAGGCGGUAUUAUGGUAACACAACCAAGCAGAAAUUCCGGUAUUCGCUUCAUUUCGAUACAGACACAUUGGAUCUAUACCAGGAGCUGAAAUUCCCAUUCCUCAAUUCUGAUGGGGAUCUUAAGAUUGUGGGUGUUUCCAAUGGACUGGUUUGCUUUUUAGGUCUUGAGCUUCUCUUGUGGAACCCAUCAAUUCAAAGAGUUGUGGCUGUUCCUAGAACCAGCGAAACUGUCUCCAUCUACGGUGUUCCAGAUUACUACGCACUUGGAUUCGGCUUCGAUUCUCGUGCCAACGACCACAAGGUGGUUAGAUUGUUAUAUUUUGAAGUGAAGGCUCCUUUUAGUUAUAAAAGAUCUCCUAAAGUUGAGUUAUAUGAGGUUGGGACAGGUUCAUGGAGAGCAAUUAACAACAAAGCUCCUCGCUGCGAGAUAGUUAAAUCAGGAUGGACACAAGCUUUUUUCCACGGAGCUGUCCAUUGGAUUGCAUACAGGGAAAUUGACAGGGGUUAUAGGUGUUUCAUUUUGAGAUUUGAUAUAGUUAAGGAGUGCUUCAGUACAAUUGAUUUGCCUGAUUGUUUGGCUAAUAGCUCACCAUAUGAUUUGAAAGUUGCUGUGCUAGGAGGAGCACUUUCCAUUAUAUUGUGUGGCUGGUAUUGUUUUGAAACAUAUAUGUCUUCUGUUUGGGUGCUGAGAAAAUAUGAUAUCCCUGAGUCUUGGACUAAAUUAAUCAGGUCUGGUCCAUCACAAGAGUUGGGAAUAGUGUUAGGACUUAGGGAAAAUGGACUGAUGCUUAUGGAAUCUAAAAGGGGGGAAGUAGUUUUGUACAAUCCAUAUAUCCGGCUUAUGAGAAGUCUUGGAAUUUAUGGUGCUGAAGGUACUUUCUAUUUAGAUUCGUAUGUUGAGAGCUUGGCUUUACUGAAUGAAGGGAAAGGAAUUUCGGAGAAAGUGGUUGAAGCUUAUGAUUAAGUCCUUAGUUUGCUGCUGCAAGAUGAUUGAUAAUAAUGAUACGGAUAUGCUAGCCAAAUUAAAGUGGCCGUGCUUCUUAUAUAAAAGUAUUGCCACUGUUAGUACUCUACAUCAGUUGUAUGGGACUAGAUAGGAAGGAUUUAAAAUGCGAACGAAUUGAUAAAGUAACAAGUAUAUUUGAUGCUCGAGAUGGAUAGGAUAUUUUGAGGUUGGUUACUUAACUCAAGUUUGACCUUAGAAGGCUGCUUGACAUGCUUUUUCUAGACACUUGGCACUCUGUCUAUUCCUUUCUUUUUCCCUUUUUCUGCCUAUUCACCUUGAUAUUUUUAACUGGUUUUUAUUUUAUUUAUUUAUUUGGGUUAUUUUUUAGAUUAUUGCAACUUCCUAAUGUAGCAUAUGCAUUAUUAUAAGGACUGCAGUUACGCAUCUUAAUGCUAUAGAAAUACAGUUGCUUUAAGUCGACAUGCUGAGAAUUAUUAUUUGGAAGCUGAUAUUUGAUGCUUCAUAUUUUUUUUUCCCCUAAACUUCCCAACGGUUAGGCUUAAGGUAUAUUAUUUGUUUAAAGCUUAUUUCAUCCUGGUUGAGAGUUGCUUUAUCGAUGAAUCAAGCUGCUUCUACCUUUGAUUUACCUUCAAGAGCUUAAGAAACUUCUUAUCAUAUAAUUAUUUAAUUGUGCAAGUGAAAAAAAUGUGAUCACAAUUCACACAACAAACCGCCUUUGGUUGGCUAUAGUUGAAGAAGCGAGCUAGAAAUGAAGAUGUUUUUGAGGUCAUGAGUUUAAAUCAUGGUAGUCAUCCACUUUAAAUGUUAAAUGAAUAUUGUAUGAUAUUGUGAGUUUUCCAUAGGGAAACAUUAGAGGUAAGACAGUUGCUACAUUAUGAUGCUUAAUCGGGAUGUUUAUAAGCUUGCUUAAAUACUUAAAGUUCAAAAAAAUACACAUCAACAUAUCUGUAAUGUUUAGAUUCCUUGUGUUAGAUUUUGGUAGCCUAGGGACAUAAUCGGAUCAAACAAUAAAGUGUGAUAAGAGUGAUAGAAAGUGGAGUUCUAGUAGAGAAAGAACAAAGAGAGAAGAAAGCAAGGAACUCAAGAAUAUUCCAACUGUCUCUCCAUCUUGAACUUUGGCCUCACCUGGUUUUCUUUUCUUCCUAAAAAGCUAUGGAAGGUGGUUCAUAUAGGUUUUAUGACCAGAACAAAGAAAUCAGAUUUAAUAAUGGUUCAAUCAAUUGAAGCACUUGAUUAGUUGAUCUUUUGAGAAAGGUAUUCAAGGUUGGAACUUUAGAAUUUUCUUUUUGCUUCCUAUGGAGCUAAGGUUGUCGUCAAGUUCAAUUAGAUUUGUGUUUGGCCUCAAAUCAUAAACAAGUGGAAUGUAAGAAGGUUGCUACUUCUUGAAUAUGGAUAGUUGUAGUAUAUAGCCCGUUUUUAUGUUAGGGAGGGGUGUGUUUUGUUGUAUUUUGACUAUAGAAUGGUUAUUCUUGUGUGGAGGGAUUACUUGCUCUCUCAGAUUUCUCUAGGUUGUUUUGGGAUUCUUGCCAAUGUUGUUCUAGUUAAUACUAAUCAAAAGUAAGGAGUAAUCCUUACAAAAUGGUGUCAUAACAAUGAAUAACUUGGGGAAGCUUGAAUGAUG